AUGCCCAAAAACGUCAUUCAAACACCCACAUUCACCAUCGUGGAAGAUAUCAGCAGUAGCGAGGAUGAAAGAGAAGAAGAGGAAAAUACUUCCGAUGAGGAAGAACGCAUUCAAAAAUUAUUAGAAGAAACUUCUCGAAAAAAGAAGAGGAAAAAGGGAGAUGACGUUAGUGCCGACUCGGAAACCAAGAACAAGAAGACAAAAUUGCCAUCUCUCAAUGUGAUGGAUAAUUUUGAUCAGGAAGUCAAGAUUGGAGAAGUGAAAGUAGCAAAACCAAUUGAUUAUGAGCAAUUGAAACAAUCGGAACAGACUAAAGGUGUAAUUUAUAUAUCUACUGAUUUCGGAAAAAACCCAAUUCCUCCCACAUUGAAAGAUGAAAAAGCGCUCCGAAAAAUGCUUGCAGAAUUUGGAACCGUUGCUAGAGUAGAAUCGAAAUAUGAGAGGAGAGGUUUACGGCAUGUCAGAGUUGGAUUUUACGUUGAAUUUGAGGAUAAGAACAUUGCAAAACGAGUGGCUCUCACACUUAACGGAAGCACCGUUUCUAGGAGCGACAGUAGAAUGUACAGUGUCAAGUUUCUACCUCAUUUUGAAUGGAGUGAAGUUGGAGAAGAGGAAGAAUUGCAAAAGAUGAAGCGAAAAUUACUUAAAGUGGAAGCACAAACUGAGUUACGAGCGAUCAAAGAAUUCAAAAAGAACAAGAAGUGGUCAGAGUCCAUCAAGAAUGAUAAGGCUCCAAAACCAAAUUCUAACUUUAGGUUCAACCAGAAGGCAGUAAUAAGGCAUGAUAACUCCACAACUUCACACAUUGACACACUCAAAAUUUUUGCACCAAAGGACGACUCAAAGCAGUCCAAGAAAAAUUGA
Messenger RNA from Naegleria fowleri, 864 nucleotides. RefSeq lists its product as uncharacterized. NCBI's taxonomy places the organism in Eukaryota, Heterolobosea, Eutetramitea, Acrasida, Naegleriidae. Gene Ontology annotation, molecular function: RNA binding. Bases 1 to 864 code for a protein of 287 amino acids. The record is from RefSeq and is a predicted model, not a curated record. The transcript has a single exon. Gene Ontology annotation, biological process: small-subunit processome assembly; endonucleolytic cleavage to generate mature 5'-end of SSU-rRNA from (SSU-rRNA, 5.8S rRNA, LSU-rRNA); endonucleolytic cleavage in 5'-ETS of tricistronic rRNA transcript (SSU-rRNA, 5.8S rRNA, LSU-rRNA). Gene Ontology annotation, cellular component: nucleolus.